This is a messenger RNA of Amaranthus tricolor (Joseph's coat), 2407 nucleotides long. Its product is annotated as threonine--tRNA ligase, chloroplastic/mitochondrial 2. NCBI's taxonomy places the organism in Eukaryota, Viridiplantae, Streptophyta, Magnoliopsida, Caryophyllales, Amaranthaceae. Gene Ontology annotation, molecular function: ATP binding; threonine-tRNA ligase activity. The record is from RefSeq and is a predicted model, not a curated record. Gene Ontology annotation, cellular component: mitochondrion; cytoplasm; chloroplast stroma. The coding region runs from base 179 to 2221 and encodes 680 amino acids. Gene Ontology annotation, biological process: threonyl-tRNA aminoacylation. The transcript has 8 exons.
AUAAAAAAAGGCAUUGACAAAGGCAAAAACCUUGACCACACAAAAGGGUAUGGAGAAAAGUUGUAUUCCUAAACCCUUCUUGUUCUUAGUUUUCUUGCCAUUCACAAAUCUUGACAGUGACACCCAAAAUCACAAAACCCAUCUAAUUUUUUGGUCAUAAAUUCAAAGAUCCAACACCAUGUUAGUUAUCCAUAAGAUGGCUACUGUUACUUCAACCAUUUCUCUAUCUCUUUUCUCCAAUUACCUUCACUUUGUUUCUAAAUCAUCCUGUUCAUCUUCAUCUUCUUUCCCUUUUCUAAAAAAUGUUUCUUCCAAAUUCUCUGUUAGAGAACAAUUCACUUGUGUUUCCUUAUAUAGAAGUAAACAAAAUCAGUUCUGUACAACUGCUGUUGCGUCUCCUGAAUCCACCCAAACUGUAGUUGAUGAUGAUAAUAAGAAAUUGGAGGAGACAACUUUUUCUGAAAUUAGAAUUAAAUUACCCACCAAUGAAUCUUCUGAGAAGCUUUUGAAGAUUCGUCAUACUUGUGCACAUGUGAUGGCCAUGGCUGUUCAGAAACUGUAUCCAAAUGCCAAAGUGACAAUUGGACCAUGGAUAGAUAAUGGGUUUUAUUAUGAUUUCGAUAUGGACCCUCUAACGGAUAAAGACCUGAAGCGAAUUAAGAAAGAGAUGGAUCGCAUUAUUGGUCGAAAUUUGCCACUAGUCAGAGAAGAAGUUUCCCGAGAAGAAGCCCAGAGGAGAAUAAUGGCUCAGAAUGAACCGUACAAAUUGGAAAUUUUGGACAGCAUAAAAGAAGAACCCAUCACUAUUUAUCACAUUGGGGAUGAGUGGUGGGAUCUUUGUGCUGGUCCCCAUGUUGAAUCGACGGGAAAUAUUAGUAGGAAAGCCAUUGAGCUUGAAUCUGUUGCUGGUGCAUAUUGGAGAGGAGAUGUAAACAGGCCAAUGCUUCAAAGGAUUUAUGGCACAGCAUGGGAAAGUGAAGAACAGCUUAAAGCUUACAUUCAUUUCAAAGAAGAAGCUCUACGGCGGGAUCACAGGCGUCUUGGCCAAGAUCUUGACCUGUUUUCUAUUGAGGAUGAUGCUGGAGGAGGAUUGGUUUUCUGGCAUCCAAAAGGGGCCAUUGUGAGGCACAUUAUCGAAGAUACAUGGAAAAAAUUGCACAUUGAACGUGGAUACAGUCUGCUGUACACUCCUCAUGUAGCCAAGGCAGAUCUAUGGAAAAUAAGUGGUCAUCUUGAUUUCUACAAAGAGAAUAUGUAUGACCAAAUGAAUAUCGAGGAUGAGCUUUAUCAGUUACGACCAAUGAACUGCCCGUACCAUAUUUUGGUUUACAAGAGAAAAAUGCACUCUUACCGGGAUUUUCCCAUUAGGGUUGCCGAGCUUGGAACAGUAUAUAGAUAUGAGUUAUCUGGAAGCUUGCACGGUCUUUUCCGUGUUAGAGGUUUCACUCAGGAUGAUGCCCAUAUAUUUUGUUUAGAAGAUCAAAUAAAAGACGAAAUAAGGGGGGUUCUCGAUCUUACGGAGCAAAUGCUGCUUCAGUUUGGUUUCGACCAAUAUGAAGUGAAUCUGUCUACAAGGCCAGAAAAAGCAGUGGGAGGAGACGAUAUAUGGGAAAAGGCUACUUCUGCUCUUAAAGAUGCUUUAGAUGAUAAAGGCUGGAGCUAUGAGAUUGACGAAGGUGGGGGUGCCUUCUACGGUCCGAAAAUUGAUCUCAAAAUCGAAGACGCACUUGGAAGGAAAUGGCAAUGCUCGACAAUUCAGGUUGAUUUCAAUUUGCCGGAGAGAUUUGACAUUACGUACGUGGACUCAAAUUCAGAGAAAAAACGACCCAUCAUGAUCCAUAGGGCUAUACUUGGAUCAUUGGAGCGAUUCUUCGGUGUUCUUAUUGAGCAUUAUGCUGGAGAUUUCCCACUAUGGCUUUCUCCUGUACAAGCUCGGGUCCUGCCUGUAACCGACACACAGCUUGAAUACUGUUAUGAGGUCGCUGAUUUACUCAAAACAAAUGGUGUACGUGCUGAAGUUUGCCAUGGCGAGCGCCUUCCUAAGCUCAUUAGAACCGCGGAAAAGCAGAGAAUCCCUUUAAUGGCUGUUGUUGGCCCUAGAGAGGCGGAGACUCAAUCGGUCACCGUACGAUCCAGAUUUGGUGGAGAACUGGGCACCAUGUCAGUUGACGAGUUUAACUGCAGAAUCAAGAAGGCCGUUGAGGACCGAAGCUCGUUCUGACGUUCUCAAUUGGAGCUUUGAAUAGACUCUUACAUUUACGAUUCUCGUUUGGAUCCCUGGCUAAAUUUUUUAAUGAAUUGAUUGGUAUACUCUCUUUGUCUCUCUGAUUUUGCACUGAUUUGUAAGAAUUUGAUUAUUAAUUUAUAGUUGUUGAAUAAGAUAGAAUAGAUAUACGGGUGAAAGAAA